GAUUUCUAUUCCACUUCUCUUGUUUCUCAUAUGCACCCUUUCAGCUGCAACAGUCAACCAUGCCAACUUGACUGGCAAAUUUCGUGAAAAUGGAGCAAUGAAAAGGAAGCUGUUGGAUAAUGGUCUUGGUCAAACUCCUCAGAUGGGAUGGAACAGUUAUAAUCACUUUCCUUGCAAGCUCAGUGAAGAACUAAUUCACCAGAUAGCUGAUGCAAUGGUUUCAACUGGCCUCUCAGCCCUCGGAUACAAGUAUAUUAAUUUGGAUGACUGUUGGGCUGAAUUGAAUAGAGACUCCAAGGGAAAUCUAGUACCAAAAGCUUCAAUUUUUCCCUCUGGUAUGAAGGCUUUAGCAGAUUACGUCCACAGCAAAGGGCUCAAGAUUGGAAUUUAUGCUGAUGCCGGGACAUUGACUUGCAGCAAGACAAUGCCAGGGUCACUAAAUUACGAGGAGCAGGAUGCCAACACUUUUGCUUCUUGGGGAAUUGACUAUCUGAAGUAUGAUAAUUGCCACAAUAAUGGACUGAGCCCACAAGAAAGAUAUUCAAAUAUGAGCAAAGCUCUUCUCAACACAGGCAGACCCAUCUUCUACUCUCUAUGUGAAUGGGGCCAGGACAACCCUGCAACAUGGGCAAGUAGUAUUGGAAACAGUUGGAGAACAACUGGAGACAUUAAAGAUACUUGGGAGAGUAUGACAUCGCGUGCUGACCUUAAUGAUGUGUGGGCAUCUUAUGCUGGACCUGGUGGAUGGAAUGACCCAGACAUGCUUGAAGUAGGCAAUGGAGGAAUGUCAACCGAGGAGUACCGCUCUCACUUUAGCAUCUGGGCUUUAGCAAAGGCCCCACUUCUUAUUGGGUGCGACAUUAGGUCCAUGGAUAAUGAAACGUUCGAGUUGCUAAGCAACAAGGAGGUUAUUGAGGUUAAUCAAGAUAAGCUUGGGGCUCAAGGGAAAAAAGUAAAGAAGACUGGAGAUCUAGAGGUUUGGUCUGGUCCCCUCAGUGACAAUAGGGUGGCAGUGGUCCUGUGGAAUAGAGAAUCUUCUGAGGCAACGAUAAUUGCAGAUUGGAGCGAUAUUGGGCUGAAUUCAUCAGCAGUUGUUGAUGCUCGGGACUUAUGGACGCAUUCAACUAUAUACUCAAUUCGACAUCAACUCAAGGCAACUGUUGAAGCUCAUGCUUGCAAGAUGUAUGCUCUCACACCACAUUAAAAUUUGACUUAAGUCCGUAUGAGAUUACGCUACUAAAGGCUAGAGCGUUUGUUGUUGUAGUUAUGUAAGUUCUCAUUGCUAUAAAAAUAUAUUUUGGCACACCUGCCAUCCUAAUAUUAUCAUGAGAAUUUCCCAUCCAUUCGGUACUUUGUGAUAUGCUACCGUUUUGUACGUACCAACAAAAUUU
Messenger RNA from Vitis riparia (riverbank grape), 1391 nucleotides. Its product is annotated as alpha-galactosidase-like. The record is from RefSeq and is a predicted model, not a curated record. Gene Ontology annotation, molecular function: hydrolase activity, hydrolyzing O-glycosyl compounds. Gene Ontology annotation, biological process: carbohydrate metabolic process. NCBI's taxonomy places the organism in Eukaryota, Viridiplantae, Streptophyta, Magnoliopsida, Vitales, Vitaceae. The transcript has 15 exons. Bases 98 to 1204 code for a protein of 368 amino acids.